Messenger RNA from Anarrhichthys ocellatus (wolf-eel), 1798 nucleotides. RefSeq names its product extracellular calcium-sensing receptor-like. Gene Ontology annotation, biological process: G protein-coupled receptor signaling pathway. Lineage: Eukaryota; Metazoa; Chordata; Actinopteri; Perciformes; Anarhichadidae. Gene Ontology annotation, molecular function: G protein-coupled receptor activity. The record is from RefSeq and is a predicted model, not a curated record. The annotation marks the transcript as partial. Gene Ontology annotation, cellular component: plasma membrane. The transcript is spliced from 9 exons.
AUGUGGGCAUUUUUGGAUAUCAACCUGCUCUUGUUCGUGUACUUCCUGUUGUUGUAUUCCUACUUUUCUUCUUCUGUGCCCUCCCAUCUUUAUUCCACCUCCUGCCAGCUACAGGGACAAUUUCAUCUAAAUGGGAUGCACAAGGCUGGAGAUGUGGUUCUGGGUGGGCUAUUUGAGAUUCACUUCUUUUCUGUCUUUCCUGACCUGUCUUUUACCUCAGAGCCACAACAGCCUACCUGCCACAGUUUUGAUAUUCUAGGAUUCAGGCAGGCCCAGAGCAUGGCCUUUGCUAUUGAUGAGAUCAACAGAAACACCAACCUGCUACCUAACGUGACUUUGGGAUAUAGUCUUUAUGAUAACUGCGUCAAACUAGGAAUUGGAUUCCGUGCAGCGUUGUCAUUAGCCAGUGGUCGAGAAGAGCAGUUUAUAUUAGACGAUACCUGUGCAGGAACCCCUCCGGUCCUAGGAAUUGUGGGUGAUUCUUCCUCUACACGUUCUAUUGCCAUCUCCACUGUCCUAGGUUUGUACAGAAUACCUAUGGUGAGUUACUUUGCCACAUGUUCGUGCCUGAGUGACCGGCAAAAGUUUCCAUCCUUCUUUCGGACGAUCCCAAGUGACGCUUUCCAGGUGCGUGCUAUGAUUCAGAUUCUCCGGCACUUUGGCUGGACUUGGACAGGUCUGCUGGUCAGUGAUGAUGAUUAUGGACUCCAUGCUGCCAAUUCCUUCCAAUCUGACAUGGCUCAGUCUGGUGCAGGGUGUCUGGCCUACCUAGAGGUUUUGCCCUGGGGCAAUGACCCAGCAGGACUAAGGAGAAUUGUGGAUAUGAUGAGGAUAUCUACAGCUCGUGUGGUCAUUGUGUUUGCACAUGAGAGUCACAUGAUUAACCUCAUGGAAGAGGUGGUGAGGCAGAAUGUGACAGGGAUGCAGUGGAUGGCCAGCGAAGCCUGGAUUGCAGCUACUGUGCUUCAGACCCCCCAACUCAUGCCGUACAUAGGUGGCACUCUGGGCAUCGCCAUCCGUCGAGGAGAAAUACCAGGUUUCAGGGACUUCCUGUUGCAAAUACGACCUGAACACAACAACAGCUAUGGAAAUAGCAUGGUAAAUCAGUUUUGGGAAUACACAUUUCAGUGUAGAUUUGCACCACCUCAUGCAGGUUGGGUGGAAGCUGGGGGAUCACUAUGCACUGGACAGGAAGAUCUAGAGAAUGUGGAGACUGAGUUCUUGGACAUUUCAAACCUUAGGCCAGAGUACAACGUGUACAAGGCGGUGUAUGCCCUGGCGUAUGCUCUUGAUGACAUUCUGCAGUGCGAGCCGGGGAGAGGGCCUUUCAGUGGGAACAGCUGUGGAACUUUGCAAAGACUGGAGUCAUGGCAGCUUGUGUAUUACUUGGAAAUGGUCAACUUCACCACACCAUUUGGUGAUCAAGUGUCAUUUGAUGAUAAUGGGGAUGCCAUACCAAUAUAUGAUGUCAUGAACUGGCUGUGGCUCCCUGACGGAAGAACUAAAAUUCAGAAUGUGGGUGAGGUUAAAGAGUCAGCCAAAGGUGAAGAACUCACACUUGAUGAAGACAAAAUCUUCUGGAACUCUGAAUCCAAAAAGGCACCCAGGUCAGUGUGCAGUGAGAGCUGUCCUCCAGGUACCCGGAUGGCCAGAAAGAAGGGGGAAUCUGAGUGCUGUUUUGAUUGCAUCCCUUGUUCUGAGGGAAAGAUCAGCAAUAAGACUGACUCCCUGGAGUGCACCAAUUGUCCAGAGGAUUUCUGGUCCAGCCCCCAGCGUGACCACUGUGUUCUUAAGAAAA